This is a messenger RNA of Seminavis robusta, 492 nucleotides long. Lineage: Eukaryota; Bacillariophyta; Bacillariophyceae; Naviculales; Naviculaceae. The record is from the annotation of a GenBank genome assembly.
AUGGCUCCUGACAAAAGGAGAAAAUAUGCACGAUGGCAGUUUACCGCACCUGCUUUUACCGAGGCGCUAAUCGAUCACCUUUCAGGUUUGAUCUCGCGAAGCACUAUACUUUAUGUCACGUAUGCUGUAUGCAACGAUGCCACCGGCAACCGUCUCCUCCAAGGAUACAUUGUAACUAGUAGCCGUCAGCGUAUCCCCACUGUGCAUCGCUUAAUUGGUAAUGUAUUCCUCAAAGGUUGCACCUCGUUCAAGCCAAUCCUAUUGGAAAUUCAGACGACAGCGUCCUUUGAAGAGUUCGGUGCAGAUGACCACUCGGAAUGCUUCCGCGAAAGAGUCAAAAGCAUGGUAAGCAUAAUCCAACAAGGUGCGUCCAUCUACCACCUGUUCGAUUCAGGAUUCGGUGAUGUAUGCAAAGAAAAUCCCUCUGCGGUACAAAUGCUUAUGACGAAGGUGGAGAAAAAGAAGGCCUCCUCUGAAACGGCGAAGCCAUAA